ACAGUGUGACGAUUGUGUGUGUCAGAUUAAGGUGAGUUGGGCCCAGAACACAAAGAGCGAGUGAGAGAAGAGUCACGCGAACACAGCCAGCAGAAUGAACUUUGAACAGUGUGUCUAUGAUGACAUGACUGAUAAACACACAUUACAGUGGGAUGGAGGGGAAAGAUAAACCUCAGGCCAUGUAGACUUCAUUUCGACAGUAUCCUCGAGGAAGCCUGCUGCUCUUCUUCCUCUUCUUCUUUUGUUUGAUUAUAUUGCAAAGACUGGAUUACCAUCUCUCAAGACCAUGACUAUCGGCAAGAGCUCCAAAAAGAACAAGGCCCCUCGUUCUCCUCCUUUCCUGGACAAGGCUAAUGGAUUCUAUGGGCGCUUGGAUGAGAUGUUUGGAGACGAUGUGCAGAUGGAGGGAGAACCCACACCCACAGAAGAGCAGAUAGGAGCCUUGAACAGAAGCAGCCAAGACAAUGGGACAGUUCCAGGCUGGAUUGAAGAGGAUGACCAUGUGGUUGAUUUUAACCAGGGUAUGAUGGAUGAUGAUGGGACCACUUUACUGAAGAGAAAGCCCAGUAGACUAAGUCGCCGCUGGAGCAGGAUGAGCUCCAGGAAGGCAAAAUAUGACAAAUUUACAUCAGACAAACAACUGGGUAAUGAGACCAACAAAUCCACCUCUGUAGAUCUAAACCCAGAGGUGCCACCAGCAACCCAAACCCUGGAAAACAGCGGAGAAACAGAUUCAACAAUGGUCCAUUUCUCCAUAAGGGAACAUGCUGAUGACCAGAUUCUAAUAUCAGGGAAGAAGGAAGGAGAAGGGGAAAUGGAAGACACAAGAAAAGAGAAGAAGACAGAAGGCAAAUUGAAAGGAGAGGCAAUGGAAAUUGUAAAGAGGAACACUCUCAAGAAUUAUCACAAGGCCAUGGACAGAGCUUUCCGUCGAGGAUGGGAGACUUUCGUUGCCAAUCUGUACAGUGUGACGCUGACCCCUAUCUCAUCAACCUCUUCUUCAUCAACACCAGCAGACACAACUGAAUUGAACAGGAAUCGUGUUUUAGCAGAAUUCAGUUGAACAGAGUGACUUGUAUUUUCUUUCAAAUUGAUGAGUAAUUUCAUUUAUUAAUUGAAAUGUGCUCAAAUAUUUAAUAUGCAUUGUUGUUCUUUGCAUAAAACUGAUCAUUAUGUAACCUGACAUGAGAGGUCAAUAUUUGAACUUUUUAUCAGUGUAUGAAUUUGUUAUCACAGCACUAACUAAUGAGGCGUGUACCUGAUCUUUGUUCCCUUGUUAGGAAACAUGAUGCCUAUACUAUUAUUAUCCAUGGAAAGUUGUUUUCUGUGUGUGUGUUUGUGUUUGUGUGUGGAUGCAAUAACAUUUUGGAGCUGUGAACAGAAACAGAGUUCAUGUACUUUGGCCAUGAAAAUGUAUUCUUCAAGGCUAUGUACCAAAGGGUUAACUCUUAAAACUAAUCUGGGAGCUCAAAGAUAAAAAAGAAAGCCAUCAACAGGUACAACAUCACUGGCAGUGAAGUAUAUAAAUAACUGAGCUAAGAGAUGGAUUUUGUGUUCUGUAUAUGUAUUUAUCUUCUGUAUCUUACCUACAUAACCCAGUUUCCUAAUGUCACAUAGGCCUAAGUGAAAUUAGUUUUUGUUUGGUAAUGUCUUGUUUUAUUUGCAUAGUGACAUCACAUCAAUGCUAAUAAAAAAGGAAAAGUUAAAAAAAA
This is a messenger RNA of Rhinichthys klamathensis goyatoka, 1712 nucleotides long. RefSeq lists its product as uncharacterized. Lineage: Eukaryota; Metazoa; Chordata; Actinopteri; Cypriniformes; Leuciscidae. The record is from RefSeq and is a predicted model, not a curated record. The transcript has 4 exons. The coding region runs from base 287 to 1063 and encodes 258 amino acids.